Carassius auratus (goldfish) is the source of this 1117-nucleotide messenger RNA. It is a transcript of the gene pfdn5, whose product is annotated as prefoldin 5. Bases 49 to 510 code for a protein of 153 amino acids. Gene Ontology annotation, cellular component: cytoplasm; prefoldin complex. The transcript has 6 exons. Gene Ontology annotation, biological process: RNA polymerase II core complex assembly; protein folding; RNA polymerase III assembly. The record is from RefSeq and is a predicted model, not a curated record. NCBI's taxonomy places the organism in Eukaryota, Metazoa, Chordata, Actinopteri, Cypriniformes, Cyprinidae.
AAAAGACCGUCCGGUUGCCCCGGAAGCUUUCCUCUCCCUAUUGUCAACAUGGCGGUGAAUCUAACUGAAUUAUCUCUUCCUCAAUUAGAAGGUCUGAAAACUCAACUUGAUCAGGAAACGGAGUUCCUGUCAUCAUCCAUAGGCCAGUUGAAAGUCGUCCAAACUAAAUAUGUGGAGGCCAAGGACAGUUUGAAUGUACUUAACAAAAGCAAUGAAGGAAAAGAACUCCUUGUCCCACUCACCAGUUCUAUGUAUGUGCCUGGAAAACUGAAUGAUGUGGAUCAUGUCUUAGUGGAUGUCGGAACAGGUUAUUUUGUGGAGAAGAAUGUCGAGGAUGGCAAAGAGUUCUUUAAGCGCAAAAUUGACUUCCUUACUAAACAAAUUGAGAAAAUUCAGCCUGCCCUUCAAGAAAAACAUGCUAUGAAACAAGCUGUCGUGGAAGUCAUGAAUAUGAAGCUUCAGCAGCUGCAAAGCCAACAGGCAUCACAGUCUGGCACCACUAAAGCCUGAAACACUUUCAAGCAGCAUGGCAGAAAAUUCUGAGGAGAUCUUGAGCAUUCAGCAUUUUUAGAUGGAUCCAUUCUGAUUCCUUAAAAUGGAGAACCACUGCUCUGAUGUCAAUAUGUUCACAUCUCCUCGGGGAGGAGAAGGACGUCCAGCACUUUGCCUGUAUCAAACAACUAAUCAAUUUUUCUGUUGCAUGUCUUCACUCUCAUGUUUACUGAACAACUGAAGCAUUGGGCACAGCCUGGCUGUAUCCACAAAGCCUCCCAGCCCUGGGAUUAAUGUCUUUGGAGGAGAUUUACUUUGUGGCAAACAUUUGCUGUUUUUUUUUUUAAUACAUCAAAUAUUUUGAAUGCAAAUAUUUACAGCUGAAAUCAGCUUAAGGAAAAGUUAUUGGUUUUCUAAAAGCCAAUGUACAGAAAUGUACAAGUAUCUCAUUACUAGGAUUUUGUUAUUAUGUGUUCAAACAAUAAAAAAAAUAGCUUGAUUUGUUGUCCCAAGCAGAUGAGUUAUUACUCCAUGUCCCAGAGAGCAGAAAUAUUCUACUGUAAAAUGUUUGUACAAUUUUCCACCCAUGCUUAAAAAAAAUUAAAAGUUGACAUUUAAAACCUGA